Molecule: messenger RNA, 630 nt
Organism: Sabethes cyaneus
Lineage: Eukaryota; Metazoa; Arthropoda; Insecta; Diptera; Culicidae
Product: homoserine/homoserine lactone efflux protein-like
Exons: 1
Coding region: 1-630 (209 amino acids)
Biological process (GO): amino acid transport
Cellular component (GO): membrane
Source: RefSeq, a predicted model, not a curated record
AUGACCAUGCAGACCUGGUGGCUUUUCGUGGUCACGGUUUUCUUCAUCUCGGCAACGCCGGGACCGAACAUGAUGCACGCCUUGAGCCGUAGCGUUCAGGUCGGAUUUCGGCGCAGUGUUGCGGCCAUGGCCGGGUGUAUCUCGGCACUAUUGCUUGCGCUCGUGCUGUCGAUGGUCGGUAUCGGCGCCGUGUUGACGGCCAUGCCGCGUCUGUUCGACGUAAUUCGUUAUGCGGGGGCGGCCUAUCUGGUCUACCUUGGCAUCAAGGCGUGGCGGGCAGACGAUGCGCCUGAAACAGGCGCCGACAACACCCGGCCUGAAACAAGGGCCAGCGGCUGGAGCCUUUACCGCAAUGGUUUUCUGGUCGGGAUCAGCAAUCCCAAAUUACUGCUUUUCGCAGCAGCGUUCUUUCCGCAGUUCAUCGAUCAUCAUAAGCCGGUUCUGCCGCAAUUCGGCAUUCUGCUCGUGACCUAUCUGUUUUCCGAUGGGUUCUGGCUAUCGCUCUAUGGUCUGGGCGGCCAUUCGCUAUCGCGCUUUCUGAGCCGCAGACCUGUCAGACGGGCUUUCAACCGUCUGACCGCCAUCGUUUUCGUCGCGUUCGGCGUUGUUAUCUUACGUGCGAAGGCCUGA